AUAUGACGAUUUGUAAAGGGUGAAUGUACAGCAUUGUAUUCAUUAAUUAGCAGGUGAAGCUCGGGGAUGUAAUUUUUGUAAACAACCACUGCACAACAAAAAGACGUUCAUUUAAUACUGUAUUGUGACAAUAUGUCCACGGUUGAAGAAGUUUUACGAAAAAUGCAUUCGGAUUUUGCGAAAGAGAAUCCGAUGGAAUCAUCGAAGUUAAACCAGCUGACUCAAGACAAAGUGCACGAAUAUAAAGAAGCAUUUAACAUGUACGACAAGGACCACGAUGGAAUCCUAUCAGUUCAGAAACUAGGAGCCGUACUUCGUGCUCUAGGCCAUAACCCGACCGAAAUCGAAAUUCAAGAAAUGAUUGACGAGAUUGACUCAGAAGGCACAGGUUUCAUCGACUUUGAAAGUUUCUUGGAUGUUGUUAUGAGUCGUGAUUUGGACGAAGAAGACCAUGAGGUUGCGCUUCGAGAGGCUUUUAAAAUGUUUGACAGGGACGGUAAUGGUUACAUUGAUGCAGACGAACUACGCCUAUGUAUGAUGAACCUAGGAGAGAAACUGACACUCGAAGAGGUGGAGGAGAUGAUUAAAGAGGUGGAUGUUGAUUUUGAUGGGAGGAUGAAUUAUGAAGAAUUUGUGAAGCUGAUGUGCACGAAGUAUCCACUAACGUAGUAUGGAAACUCCAGAAACAGUCUGACGUGAAAGUUACUAUUGUCUGAUUUUGUUGCUCGUCUUCCUUACUGGAAAAGCGGAUGAUAUGAUAAAUAAUGAGAUUCUAUUCAUCGAAGCCAUUCUCUUAACAAUUGAUAAAGGAUCUCAUGAAAUGAAAACAA
Saccostrea cuccullata (small rock oyster) is the source of this 830-nucleotide messenger RNA. RefSeq names its product calmodulin-beta-like. The transcript is spliced from 5 exons. The coding region runs from base 133 to 669 and encodes 178 amino acids. The record is from RefSeq and is a predicted model, not a curated record. NCBI's taxonomy places the organism in Eukaryota, Metazoa, Mollusca, Bivalvia, Ostreida, Ostreidae. Gene Ontology annotation, cellular component: myosin II complex. Gene Ontology annotation, molecular function: calcium ion binding.